Paramecium pentaurelia is the source of this 581-nucleotide messenger RNA. The record is from the annotation of a GenBank genome assembly. Lineage: Eukaryota; Ciliophora; Oligohymenophorea; Peniculida; Parameciidae.
UAAUGUCGUCUGCCAAUUUAUUAAAUCAUAAAAGUGUAUUAAGAGAGAAAACUCUUAACUUUUUAAAUGUACCAAUAGCUGAAUACCUAGUAUAAUAAAAUAUUAUUUUAUAUAGACUUAAUAAAAACCAAAUACAGAGGAUUCAUAAUAUAAAUCAUUUUAAAGAAAUCUUUAACUUUAAAAACAGAUACUAAAUGAAUAAGAUGAUGUUCAUCAUUACUAAACUGAAUUAUUUACUAAAUCAGUUAAAUAAGAGAGAGUACCAAUAAUAGUAAAUCGUCCAUCUGUUUAACAUUUUAAACCAACUCUACCUAAUGAUUUUGCUAUUCCAAAUAGAAAAUCAGAGACAAUUAUAAAAUAAAUAUCUAGAAUAGAUGAUGAUUUAGAUCAAUUAGCUUAAAUUUUCUAUUAACGUAAACUUUUGAUGAAAACAUAUAAUGCCUUAGAAUAACAUGCUGAAAGAAAGAAUAUUCAGAUAGCUGAUGAACAUAGACAAAUUUAGAUCUUCAAAGCGUUUUUCUAAUAAUUAUAAAAGAAAUAAAUGAUAUAGAAUUUUAAGAAAAGUCUUAAACAAAAAUGAA